UUCAGAACGAAGACAUUACGCCUUGGUCAGUGAACCGAUCUAGUACACAAUAAUGUUGAAUAUAUAUCUAAUUUGUUUGUCGUGCUUCUUCGUGUUAAACUUGGAACAUGCACAAUGUGAACCCGACUACUUGUACAAUGCGACCGUAAAUGGUUGGCUCAAAGUGCACACGAUACCCGCCACAUGGGAGGAAGCAUUCCUUCGAUGUCACUAUGAAGGCGCUGUGCUCGCGUCCCCACUGACUAAGGAAAUGGGGAAAGCCCUGUUGGAGCAGACCUUAAGAAAAGACCUGGACCAAACCAUCCACUUGGGGACACACGAUUUGAAUUCUAAAGGAGACUAUUUUUCUGUGGAAGGAGUGCCGCUGGACAGUUUAGUUCUGAGUUGGAGCAAGGUCAAGGGUACGGGCGACUGCCUCGCCAUGACACGUGAUGGUCUCGCAAUUUUGACGAAGUGCACUAAACCUCGGCCCUACAUCUGCUACAAGAAGCUGGACAAUCUGACGAUGAACACCUGCGGAACAUUUGAUGACGCGUAUCAAUUUAACGAGAAGACUGGCAGCUGCUAUAAAACACACCUUCAGAAAAGGACAUGGUCUGACGCGUUCAAGAUGUGUGCUGCUGAGGGAGGUUACUUGCUUAUCCUGAACGACGCCACAGAGGCUGCCAUCGUCAAGGAAAUGUUCCCCAAACGGACAGGAAAAGACAACGAAUAUGAAAGAUUCCACGUGGGCCUGCAGGCUUGGGGACCUGAACGUACUUGGAUCACUAUCCACGGCGAGAAAAUAGAGAACGUGUUCAUGAAUUGGCACACAGGUCAGCCGGACAACUUCCAGGGUGUGCAGAAUAUAGGGGCUUUUAUGAGAAUUGGCACUUUCGACGACCGCGCCAUGAACGCCAUGUCUAUGUUUGUCUGUGAGAAAGACCCCAAUGUGAAACGGUUCGAAGAGGUACGCGAAUAGGUACGCGAAGAGGUAAGCGAAGAGGGAAGCGAAGAAUUCGACCUCCUCAAGGAACUAGAUGUCAAACAGAUGAUUAGUCCCUACGAGGAGUUUUUUAAAGAAAAUGUUUGAUAACUUUUUACAUCGCAGCAGAUAGUGUCAUGUGUAUAAGAAGUUUAUACAUAUACAUAUUUUAAUUACAUACUGCAUAUGUCUUUUUCUACAUCGCACAUAAAAAUAAACAAGACGAGGCAACUGCCAUAUAUUCGUGUCUACGUAGGAACUUUAAAUUACUAAUUUUCAAACAUUUUUUCAUAUAAAAGUUAUUACUACUUGUAUUUUUUGUAAUAUUUGUC
Molecule: messenger RNA, 1296 nt
Organism: Spodoptera litura
Lineage: Eukaryota; Metazoa; Arthropoda; Insecta; Lepidoptera; Noctuidae
Product: secretory phospholipase A2 receptor-like
Source: RefSeq, a predicted model, not a curated record